AUGGACAAAGCUGCCGCCGAUAUAUCCAUCUCCUCGCAAAUCCAGUCUUCGGAAUUUAGAAAUAAGUCAUCAUAUUACUCCAAGAAGCUAUCCAUAACAAACUCCUCUUAUGUGAGGGUGAUGUUUCUUCUUGGAAUUCUGCAAACAAUAGGCCUGGUAUUUUUUACUCGUGGGUUCUUGCUAUCAAGGAGUGUCCUUUCGGACCUUUCAACGUGUAAGUCGCAGAACAGACUUUUAGAGGACAGCUAUAAUGGUACUUGUUUUCAUCCGUAUCACUUUGAGAAGGCAGUUAUUUUGGUAAUCGACGCGUUAAGGUUUGAUUUUACAAUACCAUUUGACAAUGUAACUGAAGACUCACCUGACUACUACUACCAUAACAACUUUAAUGUUUUUUAUGAUAGGUUUCAAAACGAACCAGGAAAUUCUUUGCUGCUCAAAUUUAUUGCAGAUCCACCUACUACAACUUUGCAGAGAUUGAAAGGAUUGACCACUGGAUCUUUGCCAACGUUUAUUGACGCUGGAUCAAAUUUUGAUGGUGAUACGGUCUUUGAAGACAAUUUGUUGAGUCAGCUAUUCUACAAUAACAAAACCGUUGCAUUUGCCGGAGAUGACACAUGGACUUCGAUGUUUUCGCCAUUCUUGAACAGGUCAUUGACGUUUCCAUACGACUCCUUGAACGUAUGGGAUUUACACUCUGUUGAUAACGGGGUUGUUGAUCACAUAUUUCCGUUAUUAGAAAACCAAAACCAGCAAAAAUGGGAUGUUUUGAUUGGUCAUUUUCUAGGUGUUGAUCAUUGCGGUCAUAGAUACGGACCAGACCACUAUGCAAUGAAGGACAAAUUAGAACAGCUGAACCUUAUUGUGGAACGAGUUAUCCAACAAUUAUCGGAUGACACGUUGUUAGUUGUUUUCGGUGAUCAUGGUAUGGAUUCCACCGGGAAUCACGGCGGUGAAUCAACUGAUGAGGUAGAAGCUGCCCUCUUUAUGUAUUCCAAACGAAAACAGUUUAAACUUCUAGAAGAUAAAAUAAAUUACGAUAUAUCAAAUGGCGGUGAAAAAUAUAGAAAAGUUAAUCAAAUAGAUCUAACACCUACACUGGCAAUGUUAUUGGGAAUUCCAAUUCCAUUUAAUAGUUUGGGAUCACCCAUUGCUGAAGCGUUUAUGAUUGAUGAAACCAAGUAUGCCAUGGCUUCAAUGCUUGCAUCUUCUCAAAUUAAUAAUUACAGAUUAAGCUCUAGUGAAUUAAAAGACGAUGAAGAUGUUAAUGACCUUUUCAAAAGAUUAAAAGAAUUAUGGGCAAAAAGAGAUUUGCCGUUACAAAACUUGGAAUUUAUAGAGAAAAGUGUUGCGUAUCAACAAUUAUCUUUGGGAAAAUGCAAGGAGAAAUGGGCUCGUUUUAAUGAUUUCAAUAUAUGGAUUGGUAUUGUGUUGAUAUUUUUAUCUUUGGUUGUUUUGAUAGUUUAUUCGAAACUCGUCCCUGCGGUGGUGGUUUCACAGUUAAACUACCAAUGUUUCUUAGCAUCAAUCAUAUUGAUUUUGGUUUACUGUGUUUUAUGUUCAUCGUUUGUGCUGAUUUUCAAACCAGAAGGCCUUGAACUCAGUUGGGCUCUGAUAUUGGGGGUUGCUUUGGGAAUUGCUAACGGCAUACUGGCUCCAAUAAUGGAUCGGUAUUCUUUGUUUUGGUGCAUCUUGCAAGUGAAAGAAAAUUUGGUUCAAAAUGGAUGGACUUACUGCGGAAUGUUAAUCAUUUUACUGCAUUCUUUGAUAUUUGCUUCCAAUUCUUUUAUUAUCUGGGAAGACAAAAUUGUAUCAUUUUGGUUGUCUUCAUUCGGGUUCUUAGCUUUCUUCAAGUCCUUAAAAAAUGAAGAAAGACGAAAGAGGGUAAUUGGUGCGUAUCAUUCAUUUAUUUUCAUGUUGCUUACCCGUUUAGUUUCUAUGAUAAAUGCUUGCAGGGAAGAACAGGGGGAUAAAUGUUUCUCCAACUUCAAGAUGACUUGGUGGUCUAUUGGUUUGCUCUAUGUAUCGGCAAUAGUAUUGCCAAUUCUUGUGGAGCAAUAUUAUAAGAUUUCUUAUUCUUUUCAAGGUCCAGCUUCUAUUUGGAUUUCUAAAGGCUUUAGAGCUGUGCUACUCAUGAUAGCUGUCCUAUGGACCUUAGAGUACGUUGAAAAUGAUGAGUAUAUGACGAAGACUUUUGACAUUCCUUUUGCAACGAUCAAAACAUUGCGUUUAACUCUAGGUAGGGUGAUUUUAGGAAUUUCAUUCUUUGCCGCAAAUUUUGGUUGGAAUGCAGGACCAUUAUGCGUUAGAGUUGAGCUUGAGCAAAAGGAAGUGGAAGUUGCAAUUUCAACCAAGAAAUCUAAAAGGACAGCUCCUAAGAUGGAAAUGCAGAAGACAGCCAAGAUAAUUGGGUAUGGUAAUGUCUAUGGGUCUUCUUACUUUCUAUUCAUUAUCAACAUCCUUUGUUCUGUAUUAGUUGUUGCAAAACCCUUAGGCGGAGUUUCAUUAUUCAUUCUGACAAAUCAACUGUUAACUUUAUUUGAGCUCGUUGAUAUUUUGAGCAUUCGUACUAACUUGAUUUCAGUUGUUGUAUUGUGCUUAUUGGGUUACUUACAUUUCUUUACAACUGGCCAUCAAGCUACGCUACAAUCAAUUCAGUGGGAAAUUGGUUUCAUGUUCACUGAAACAAUAAGUUUCCCUAUAACUCAUUUGGCGAUCAUCCUGAACACUCUUGGCUCUUUUAUUCUAGUAGCACUUGCGGUGCCUCUUUUAUCACUGUGGAAAAUUCCACCGACAAAUAAGCCUGUUGCAUUAGUUUCAAAAAUAGCAGAAGGUUCGAUGACUAUGUUGAUAUACCAAACUUGCUUGACAUUAGUGACUUUAAUCACUACAAAUAAUUUGAGGCGUCAUUUGAUGGUGUGGAAGAUAUUUGCUCCUAGAUUUAUGCUGAAUGCGCUGAUCUUAUUUUUGAUGAACAUCAUACUAACAUUUGUAUCUGUCGGCUAUGCGAGCGUGAAAGUAAUAUUAAGAUGGUAUAGCGUUUUUGGAGGCUAA
Molecule: messenger RNA, 3051 nt
Organism: Pichia kudriavzevii
Lineage: Eukaryota; Fungi; Ascomycota; Pichiomycetes; Pichiales; Pichiaceae
Exons: 1
Coding region: 1-3051 (1016 amino acids)
Biological process (GO): GPI anchor biosynthetic process
Cellular component (GO): endoplasmic reticulum membrane
Molecular function (GO): mannose-ethanolamine phosphotransferase activity
Source: RefSeq, a predicted model, not a curated record